CUAUUUAGGGGAAACUUUUCAAGGAGCAAUGGCGCCAUGGCUCCUAAAUGGAAUAGUGGCUUUGCCUUUCCUCCUCCUUUGCCUGAUGUCAGGCCAGCACCUCUCAGCAGCCCAGGAUCAGUUCAGGAGGAGAAUAGGGCGGGCAGAUCACCCCUCAACUGCCAUCCCAGUUGCUUGUCAGCUUAGUGAGUGGUCAGCAUGGACUGAAUGCUUUCCUUGCCUGGGUAAAAAGUAUCGACACAGAAAUCUCGUACAACCAUCCAAGUUUGAGGGAACCAUGUGUGGUGGUGACCUUUGGGAUGAGGCAGCCUGCACCAGCCCGGAGGCCUGUAUAAAACAAACCCAGUGUGGCCAUGAUUUCCAGUGUAAGGAAUCAGGUCGUUGCAUCAAGCGGCGCCUUCUAUGCAAUGGAGAUCGAGAUUGUAAUGAUGCAUCUGAUGAGGAAGACUGUGAAGAUGCUGGGAUCCUUAAAAAUGAUUGCCUGGAAUUCAACCCUAUCCCUGGAUCAGAAAUGGCAGCCCAGGGGUUUAACAUUCUGACGCACGAAGAAAAGAUGAAUGUAUAUGACCCUACUUACUUUGGGGGAUGGUGUGAACGCAUCUACAACGGAGACUGGAAAUCCCUCAGAUAUGAUGCUGUCUGUGAGAAUCUUGAUUAUGAUGAGAAGUAUUUCCGUAGACCGUACAACUUCAUUAAGUACCAAUUUGAGACCCAGGCACAAUAUGAUUUCCAUUCACAUUUUUAUAGUCAUGUUGAAGAGCUAACCACAGGCAUACAUAAGGAAGAAUUCAGUUCUACUAAACUCUCCAUUGGAAUCCCCAUCUACUCUGUAAUCCUUGGUUUGGGAUUCUCCUGGGCAUCUGGAAAAGGCUCCCUGAAGAACCUGACCCAGUAUACAUCAAAGGAAUAUGGCUUCAUCCGCACCUAUACCAAAGCCCAGACAGCUCACUUCAGGAUGAGAAGAGAUGACAUCGUCCUGGAUGAAGAUAUACUUCAGGCGAUUGCUGAGCUCCCUGACCAGUAUGAUUAUGGCAUGUACUCCAAGUUUAUCAAUGACUAUGGCACCCACUACAUCACCUCUGGAGCCAUGGGAGGCAUUGCUGAAUUUAUUUUAGUCAUCGACAAGGAAGUCAUGAGAGCAAAAAAGGUUACCGAUGAAGCUAUAAGUUCCUGUUUUGGAGCAUCCCUGGGCAUCCAAUAUAAGAUUGUUCAAGGUCAAUUGAUGGGCGCAAAGUGUAAGAAAGAUGGAGCUGGAUCCUUUGAUGAGUCUUUGAAAGGCAUGGGUGUUAGGGAUAUUAUAUCACGCGUGCGCGGUGGGAUUCUUGGACCAAACUCUGGCCUUUCCAACAGCUGGACAGCUGAGACAUAUCUUUCCUGGGGGAGGUCGUUAAAGGAUAAUCCUGCUGUUAUUGAUUUUGAGCUCCUGCCCAUCUUUGCCAUAUUCCGCCAAAGCAACCUGGGCCACCAUGAACGUAAAUGGCAGAACAUGAGACGGGCACUGGAUGAGUAUCUGACAGAGCACGAUUCUUGCCGCUGUGGUCCCUGCCUCAACAAUGGUGAGCCCAUUCUCAAGGGCACCACCUGCCAAUGCCAGUGUCCUGAGGGCCGAUCUGGCUUUGCCUGUGAGAGAAUGGAACAACAAGGAAGCCCAGCUGCUGGCCACUGGAAUUGCUGGAGUUCCUGGUCGGCCUGCCAGGCAGGCAUCAAGGAGAGGUCAAGAAGCUGCAGCAACCCAGCGCCCCAAAAUGGAGGAGCCUCGUGCCAAGGAGCCAGCACCGAGAGACUGGAGUGCUGAGGGCCUCAAAGAGGGCCUUAGCUUAACCUCUUGUUUGUCCAGAAUGCCGAGUGUGGCCACCUCUCUCCACUGCCCCCAUGCCUAAUUAGCAAAAAUAAUAAUACAAUAAACUCAACAAGCCUUGAA
Molecule: messenger RNA, 1921 nt
Organism: Dromiciops gliroides (monito del monte)
Lineage: Eukaryota; Metazoa; Chordata; Mammalia; Microbiotheria; Microbiotheriidae
Gene: C8A
Product: complement C8 alpha chain
Exons: 12
Coding region: 29-1795 (588 amino acids)
Biological process (GO): immune response
Cellular component (GO): membrane attack complex
Molecular function (GO): protein binding
Source: RefSeq, a predicted model, not a curated record